Molecule: messenger RNA, 1223 nt
Organism: Arabidopsis lyrata subsp. lyrata
Lineage: Eukaryota; Viridiplantae; Streptophyta; Magnoliopsida; Brassicales; Brassicaceae
Product: histone deacetylase HDT2
Exons: 9
Coding region: 107-1021 (304 amino acids)
Source: RefSeq, a predicted model, not a curated record
AAGGCCCCAAAACCUCUUCUUCUUCUCUGCCUCUUUCACUGCAAUUUCUCUCUUUCGCUUCUAAAAAAACCCUAACAACUUCUUUUCUCUUCCACGCUCAACAACAAUGGAGUUCUGGGGAAUUGAAGUGAAACCAGGGAAGCCUACUAAGGUGACUCCUGAAGAAGACAGCCUUGUCCACAUUUCUCAGGCUUCACUUGACUGCAAAGUGAAAUCUGGAGAAUCUGUGGUUUUGACUGUCACUGUUGAUGGGACUAAGCUUGUUAUUGGAACACUUUCACAAGAGAAGUUCCCUCAGAUUAGCUUUGAUUUGGUCUUUGAGAGAGAGUUUGAGAUUUCCCACAAUGGUACCAAAGGAACCGUCCACUUCGUUGGCUACAGAUCCCCCAACAUUGACCAGGAUGAUGGUGAGGACUACACUAGUUCAGAAGAGGAGGAUGUUCCUGAAGCUGUUCCUGCCCCUGUUCCUGCUGCUGUUGCUGUCAAUGGAAGUGCUGGAGCAGCUGCUUCGAAUGUUGUUAAGGCUGACUCAAAGCCAAAGGCCAAGCCUGCAGAAGUGAAGCCUGCAGAAGUGAAGCCUGAAUCAGAAGAUGAUGAGGAUUCCUCUGACGAGGAAGAUGAGUCUGCUGAUGAUGAUGACUCUGAGAAAGGAAUGGAUGUUGACGAGGAUGAUUCAGAUGAUGAGGAGGAUGAAUCAGAGGAAGAAGAAGAAGAGACUCCCAAGAAGCCCGAGCCAAUCAACAAGAAGAGGCCUAAUGAAUCUACAUCCAAAACACCUGUCUCGGGAAAGAAGGCAAAACCAGCAGCAGCACCAGCAGCUACUCCUCAGAAGACAGAAGAGAAGAAGAAAGGAGGACACACAGCCACACCACACCCAGCUAAGAAGAGUGGAAAGUCUCCUGUGAAUGCUAACCAGAGCCCCAAGGCUGGAGGUCAAUCAUCCGGUGGUAACAAGAAAUUCAAUUCGGGCAAACAAUUUGGUGGUUCUAACAACAAGAGCAAGGGCAAGGGUAGAGCUUAAUGAGGAGGUGGAUAUCAAGGAGAGGUGUUUUUGAGUAUUAGAUGGUGAAACAAGUCUUGAAGGGUGCUUUUGGAUUAUUAUCUUAUUUUAUCUUAAAACUUUUUAUCGGAAGAGCUAUUUUGAGUAUUGCAGUUGCUACUUUCCUAUGUAAUUCAGUAUAUGAAUAUUGCUGAUAUGAGAAAGAAGACUCGAAUUGCAACCA